Molecule: messenger RNA, 620 nt
Organism: Gamsiella multidivaricata
Lineage: Eukaryota; Fungi; Mortierellomycota; Mortierellomycetes; Mortierellales; Mortierellaceae
Product: ribonuclease H-like domain-containing protein
Exons: 2
Coding region: 220-543 (107 amino acids)
Molecular function (GO): nucleic acid binding; RNA-DNA hybrid ribonuclease activity
Source: RefSeq, a predicted model, not a curated record
ACCACAGACGAACCAAAGGGCAGAAUUGAUGGUAAGGACGUUGCCUCUGCCGCGAGAUACUGUAUGAGGUUGUCAGUAUGUUGAACUCUCAGGCUGAUCUGCUGUAUUUUCUUAUUUACUCUGAUAUGUAUAGGCUGUCAAGCGAGCAUUGGAAGUGUGUGGAAGUGAUACUGCACCGCUUGAAAUCAGGACGGACAGCAUGUACACGGUUAACAGUAAAUGCCGCUCCUUCAUGCAUCGUUGCGCUUUCGCUGGGUAUCUCUGCAUGGGCCAUUUCUAAUCUACCUCUUGAUCUCUACUUGUCCACAAAAAAUAGUCAUUACAAAAUGGGCCGACGGAUGGAUAAAAAACAAUUGGCGGAGGAGUGAUGGCGCCCCGGUCAUGAAUCGCGAUAUCAUAGAGCCCCUGAUCGCCAAGAUAAAAAACCGGACGGGUCCUAUCAAAUGGGUGCACGUCCGAGCACACAUUGGCACCUUUGGAAACGAAAUGGCGGACAGACUGGCCAAUGCAGGAGCCAUACUGCCAAAACCAUCAUUGCUGUAAUCCUCUUGAUGCUGGAUGUAGCAUGUGGAUCUUGUACCGAUAAUAAAGAACAUAAACUAUUAUUAUUACUAUUGUUA